GUUAAGAAGGUCACAAGCCUGAAGAACGCGCUCGAGAGCUUCGUGUACGAGGGCAGGGAGAAGCUCCGGGAGGACCAGGGUUGGCUGGAGGUCAGCACCGAGGCGGAGCGAGACGGCGUUGUCGCGAACUUGACUGCGAUGGAGGAUUGGCUGUAUGAGGAGGAGGCGGCGGCGGCGAACGCGAGCGUCUUGCAGGCGAAGCUCGGCGACCUGGAGGCGCAGGUGGAGCCCAUCAGGAGGACGCCCCGCCCCGACCUCUUGCGCCCUCUGCAUGGCUGA
Molecule: messenger RNA, 279 nt
Organism: Prorocentrum cordatum
Lineage: Eukaryota; Dinophyceae; Prorocentrales; Prorocentraceae
Source: the annotation of a GenBank genome assembly